Messenger RNA from Canariomyces notabilis, 231 nucleotides. RefSeq lists its product as uncharacterized. Gene Ontology annotation, cellular component: mitochondrion. Lineage: Eukaryota; Fungi; Ascomycota; Sordariomycetes; Sordariales; Chaetomiaceae. The record is from RefSeq and is a predicted model, not a curated record. The transcript is spliced from 2 exons. Gene Ontology annotation, biological process: electron transport chain; mitochondrial respiratory chain complex I assembly. The annotation marks the transcript as partial.
AAGCCGAACAUCACGGGCUUCGAUAUGCGAAAGUUCCUCGCCGCGACAGGGACCCCUCGCUACGACCCAUGGGAGAAGAACGAGGCAUGGCGGUACACAGGCCGGUUCAGCCGCUUGAAUCGGUUUAGGAACGCGCUCCCCGGCUUUGGGAUUGCGACGGUAGCGUUUGCGGGCUACUGCCUCUACGAGCACUUUUUCAUGCAGGACGACCACCACCACGGCGGCGGGCAC